ACCCCGCCCCGUUUCGACCCAGCGCCGCCGCCGCGUUCGUUUCAUUCCUGCUCCCAUUCCUCGCAUACUUCGCAUCCUUGGAGAGACGCGGCGCAUUUUACGCACGCAGCGCGCGCCCCGACUUCCUUCCGCCGCCAGCAGCCCUCGGGACAACAACAACAACCGGAGAGAGAGAGAGGAGGCAGGACCGGGACCGGGACCAGGACCAGGACCGGGUACAGGACCGGGACCAGGACCGGGUACAGGACCAGGACCGGGACCAGGACGAGGACCGGGACCGGGACCGGGACAGGGACCGGACGCUGGCGGAGGUGUUUCCCCCUGGACGCUGCGAGCGGCUGCUUCGAUCCGUGGAAAAGUGUUGAGGGGAUUAAUCCUUCAGAAGAAGAAGAGGCGUAUGAAGCGAGGGCUCCUGCUGUCCGGCGUUGGAUAUCGGAACCACCUGGUGGACUUCUCCACAGUCAGACAUCAGCCACUUUCAGCAUUCCCAUUGGUUGUUGGCAUUUGGGAUCAUUUCGCAGUUAGCGUUAAGUUUAUCCGUGUUCCCACUGGGAGCCAGUCGUUGCGAUUCGAAUCAACGUUAACUUGAGGGUUGACCAGUGAGCCUGUUACCACGUCACCUGCGUGGCCUCAGAGCAUUAGCAUCAGUGCUGAGGAACGCGCUAGCGGCCGGUAUGGAGCGCAGUAGCUGGAGCGGCAGUGAGAGCGCCGGGGAGGACAUGGACAGACUCAGUGACUCGGGAGGGGACAAGACCAUGGACGGGGACCCCGAGGGGGUCUGGAGCCCCGACAUCGAGCAGAGCUUCCAGGAGGCCUUGGCCAUCUACCCGCCCUGUGGGAGGAGGAAGAUCAUACUGUCGGACGAGGGAAAGAUGUACGGCCGUAACGAGCUGAUAGCCAGGUACAUCAAGCUGCGAACGGGCAAGACGCGGACGAGGAAACAGGUAUCCAGUCAUAUCCAGGUUCUAGCCAGAAGAAAAUCCCGGGAAUUCCAGUCCAAACUAAAGGACCAGAGCGCCAAGGAGAAAGCGCUGCAGAGCAUCUCGUCCAUGUCGUCGGCCCAGAUCGUCUCGGCCACGGCCAUACACAGCAAGCUCCUGCCGGGGAUCGUACGGGCCAGCUUCCCCGGCAACGCACAGCUGUGGCAGGGGAUGAUUCCCGGGGGACAGUCCAGCUCCGCCGCAGAAGACAUCAAGCCGUUCUCCCAGCAGGCCUACAGCGUGCAGACAGCGGGGACCACCACCAUCUCAGGCUACGAGCCCCCCACUUCCGCCCAGACGCACAGAGAGCCAGCGUGGCAGGGUCGCUCCAUCGGCACCACCAAGCUACGACUGGUGGAGUUCUCAUCCUUCCUGGAAACGCAGAGGGACCAGGAGGCCUACAACAAGCACCUGUUCGUCCACAUCAACCAGAGCAGCCUGAGCUACAGCGACCCGCUGCUGGAGUGUGUCGACAUCAGGCAGAUCUACGACAAGUUCCCCGAGAAGAAGGGCGGCCUCAAGGAGCUGUUUGCCAAGGGCCCGCAGAACGCCUUCUACCUGAUCAAGUUCUGGGCGGACCUGAACUACAGCGUGCAGGACGACCCCGCCGCCUUCUACGGCGUGAGCAGCCAGUACGAGAGCUCGGAGAACAUGACCAUCACCUGCUCCACCAAGGUCUGCUCCUUCGGCAAGCAGGUGGUCGAGAAGGUGGAGACGGAGUACGCCAGGUUUGAAAACGGCCGAUUCGUCUACAGAAUAAAUCGCUCUCCGAUGUGCGAAUACAUGAUCAACUUCAUCCACAAGCUCAAACACCUGCCGGAGAAGUACAUGAUGAACAGCGUGCUGGAGAACUUCACGAUUCUGCUGGUGGUGAGCAACAGAGACACUCAGGAGACGUUGCUGUGCAUGGCGUGUGUGUUCGAGGUUUCCAACAACGAGCACGGAGCCCAGCACCACAUCUAUCGACUCGUCAAGGAAUAACACACACACUUAGAGAUAGAUACAGUACACACACACACACACACACACACACACACACUUAUGGCCUUUGUUUGGUAGUUAAUGUCGACACUGGAGGUAAAACGUGUGAAGUGUCUUUCAGCCUUCGACGUGAGGACGGCUGCAGGUUCACUGCUGCUCAGAAAACAUUUCAUCAAUAAUAUCGGCGUGAUUUUGAAUCCACAUCAGAUGCGACAGUGUGUUUCUGCAGGAUCGUCCCCAACAAGAGCAUUUAAACUCCAACCUGAAUAUUAGAUGCUCGUUAAAACAAAAAAAGGCACAGUGGUAGUGUAGCCAUGGCAACGCAUCAAACUCCACCCGGGGGUCGUUGUUUUUUCCCCAAAGAACGUCCCGACUCCGGUUUCACCCGGAGACGUCACGUGUCACCGGCCAAUCGGGUCACGGCCUGUUUCUGGAAAGAAUCAACCCAGGAAGAGAGAGAGAGAAAAGAAAUGUAAACCCCCCUGUGAAAUAAGUGUGUGUGUGUGUGUGUGUGUGUUAUCUGCCACGAUAUCGACGGACCCCUGAAGGUCAGACCCUGUGUAUCAAUAACCAGAGAAGGAAGUAACACGACUACAUCAUCACAUAGAACAGUUGUGCAGAUGGUGUGAGCUGCAUUCUUGCACAAAAAAGUGUUUUUUGUCCCAAAGAAAAGAAAAUCAAAUUUUUACCUUUUGUAUGUUAAAAAAAUAAAAUAAUAAUAAUAAUAAUGAUAAUAGCUUCUAAACUUAUUGGGAACAUGUUUAUCGAUAGUAGCAUAUAAACUAUAUUUUAAUUCCAGGAUCAUUAUCUAAAAUUUAUGUCAAUAAGAAAAUUAUAAGUUAAAAAAAAAAAAAAUUUGAACAAUUCAGGUACAUUUUCUUUUUUGGGUGCAACAGGUGAUAGAGAGAUGAAUGCGUACAGUAAUCAAGCCAAGACGCUGUUAUCAGUUAUAAUCCUGAAGAUUUCAGUCCUGGUCGAUUGAGCCGUCGUCGUGUUUCCUGUGAACCUUUUCACAAUAAAAGCCAGUUCAUUUUGUUUUGUCAUUAAAAUGCUUUUAAGCAGCAGCAGCGGUAGGAAACGUUGUGAUAGCAGAGUAAACUAUAAUUAUUAUACAUUAACACUGGAUUACAUAGACACGCUUUGUUUCCUGUGAGGCCGUUUGAGCCAAAGACCGGUUCUGAGGAUUAAAACUUUUAAAAUUCGUUGCGGUCAUGUCCGUUGGAAAAUCACUGUGAAUCUCCCGAACCAUACGACGACAUCAUGUCGUUCUCAUACGGUCGAAACAAACCCGUGAUCUCGAUAUAUUCUUCCACCAGCCAACUUGAGCUUUAACACGUCCACGCUUGACGCGUUGGCGGCGUUCAACUGCGUCCGCGUUUAAAAAACGAAGGUUUCUCGUCGUGUCCACGUCAGGAGAGUUAGUUCGGAGGGUUGAAGUUCAGUUCGGAGGGUUGAAGUUCAGUUCGGAGGGUUGAAGUUCAGUUCGGAGGGUUGAAGUUCAGUUCGGAGGGUUGAAGUUCAGUUCGGAGGGUUGAAGUUCGGAGGGUUGAAGUUCAGUUCGGAGGGUUGAAGUUCAGUUCGGAGGGUUGAAGUUCGGAGGGUUGAAGUUCAGUUCGGAGGGUUGAAGUUCGGAGGGUUGAAGUUUGGAGGGUUGAAGACACGACAACUGGUUUCUGCAACGUUUAGCAAGAAAGUAAUUUAGGAAAACACAAGAAAAACCCAAAGCUGUUGGUGGAGUUCCCUGUAGCAGGUGUCGUCGUGCUCGGCAGCAUGAAGUGCCUUUGGUUGGAAACAGACGGAGACUUUUUGUUCUUUUUCAACUCCCGAUGAUUUAAGCGAGCGCGACGUGUGAUUGGGGGACUCGCGUGCUCCCGGACGCCGCGUCUGGUCGGGGUGAACAUAUGUACAGGUCCGUCUCUGGCCGGUCGGCAGCGUCACGUCACCGUUCACUUUGUAUCUGACGACAUCGAUGACUCCAACGUGUGUUUGAAUUGUUCCGCGGGACAGAUUCAUGUGGAAACAGCUCGUACACGACGGGGCCUCGUUCAUCAUGUGCAACUGUCCGAACUUGUCUCUACAGGAGCAGACCGGUCCGAACUCGGAUCACAACAUUCAUGAGUUCAUUCAGAAAAAGAUCCCAUUGUCAAAGUGGCGCUCAAAGGAAACAAUGUCCUUAUUAUUCUUUUAAAAACUCAAAGGAAUACUUUAACAUUUUGGAAAUUUAGAUGAGACGCCUGACGCCCGUCUUAUGCUAGGAGACGGUUAGCUCAUCUUAGCCUAGCUUAGCUAGCAACUGGAAAACAGUGAAGCAGAGCUAGCAUCUCCAUCUGAAGCUAACGUAAUCUUACCAGCUCCUCCAAAGCUAACGAAUAAAAUCGGUGGUUGAGGUGAAAAUAACACAAAAAAACAACAAUGUCAUGUGGUUCCUCUUUUUGAGAUGUUAUUAUAGCGCUAUUAGCUAUGAGCUAUGUCACCUCAUCAAUGCUACAACACUUUAUGAAGAAAUGGCGCCACCUACUGUUUAUCUAACUUAAUUAAUUAACAGUAAUGCGAUUAAGAUUUGCAUUUGCAACAUAAUUCCUAUAAACCCACGACGUGUUGAUCCUGGAAACACAAUGGAUGUUGAAUGAGCUCUGGAGGUGGUGUUUUAUCUUAUCUUGGUUGUUUCUCACUGUUUCCAGUCUUUGUGCUAAGCUAAGCUAACUUGCCCUUGACUGAAGCUAAAUAUUUAACAUAUUUAGAGUAUAAAAAUGCCUAUUCGGCAAAGUAGCAAAUUUUCGUGCUGCGUAACUCGCGAGUUUGGCCGCAGGAUAAAUUGUGUUUACUCGUGCAAAGGAACGCGUGCAAACACAAGACGCAUAUAUUCAUCCGCUUGUCAGGAGGAUCUCAGCGCUGAUUGGCCGCUGUGAUAAAACUACACCGUCUUACAAAUUUAGUUAUAAUAUUUUUUAAAGUAUUUUUUGCCGGCUGUAGCGUGUUCAAAUUCCAGACAAACUUGAAUCAUAUCAUAUCUUAUCUGAAAAAUCAAGAUUAAAACUCAAGAUUACAUUUUCUUUUGUUGCAUACUGAUGAAUGAGGCCCAGAUGUUUUCACGUGUUACAACUCUAAGUUGACCUGCCACCUUUAACAGCUGGGACUGUUUUCAUCCAGGGAGUUGAUGUCUAUAGGACAUCGGACCGACCGACCUGAGAAGAGCCUUGUUGAGUCGACCGGCUGCUCGACGCUGGGUCUCGAUGAGCAAUGACUCAGACCACUUUCUAACCUUUGUGCCUGAAAACGAUUUGGAUUCGCCGUCGUUCCAAACCCACGUUGUUUUGACUCUUAUUUGUCUAAAAAGAAAGAGCAUGUGGGCGUCUCUCUCUCUCUCUCUCUGUGACCAUCGUCUCACCACCGGCGAAUCAUUUGGGGGGAUGAACCCUUUCAGAGUUCCCCUCGCCUGCAGUUGUCCCAGACCAGACCGUCAUUGGUUCGCAGGACCGCUCAGCCUUCUGCCAUGACGACCCCCCGUUUGGAUUUUCAUUCACCACCUCUCUUACCAAAGACCGUCACCGUGCGACACGGAAUACAGUGAUGUACACGGUGAGUCAGAGUAACUCACAAGCUUCUGCCAAAAAAAAGAAAGAGCGACUUUAAGGAUCUGGACUAUCAACGGGGAGUAGCUCACGGGGCUACACUGUAAAAAAUGUAGUUUCAAACCUUUCGUCGGACGGAAGACGCCACUUGGAAACUGUGAUUCUGUGGUCAACUCAUCUGUCGCGACUUGACUCAUCCCCCACUACAGAAUCUGCUCACGCCUGAAAUCAAAUAGAAGUCGUUCGUGAAGGUUUCCAACCUUCCGAGUUCCCGAAUCAUCGUCGUCGUCGUCGUCGUCGUCCGCGUGUCGUUUAACGUUUUUUCUCGUACGUGCAAAGUGGCGCUAUUUAUCUCGUUUUCCCGAAAACCCAUCGCGUUGGAACGGAACCUUCCCGUCUGUAAUCGACUCCAAAAAUGGCCUUGAAUCUUUCUAACUCCCGUGCAACACGUCCGUGUGUGUGUGUGUGUGUGUGUGUGCACUGAGGGUUUUUUGAUAAGGUGCUUUGUAUAAAAAGUGACAAUAAGGUUUAUUACAGAUGUUGUGUAUAUCUUUGAUAUUCUAAUGUUUAUCCGAAGACCAGAGAACACGUAGAGGUGCGGAGGCCGGGAUGUGUCCGCUGGUUCUGCACAGGGUCUGAUCUUUGCUUUGUAACUUCUUCUUCUUUCUUUCCAUCCCCUCAUGGCUAAAAGUAUGUUAGAUAUUUUCUAGCUUUGUAGAGACUUUGUACGCAUAUAUAUGCUAUUCAGUUUAAAUAAAUGGUCAGUUCCAAA
Molecule: messenger RNA, 6305 nt
Organism: Scophthalmus maximus (turbot)
Lineage: Eukaryota; Metazoa; Chordata; Actinopteri; Pleuronectiformes; Scophthalmidae
Gene: tead1a
Product: TEA domain family member 1a
Exons: 12
Coding region: 675-1961 (428 amino acids)
Biological process (GO): regulation of transcription by RNA polymerase II; hippo signaling; embryonic organ development
Cellular component (GO): transcription regulator complex
Molecular function (GO): DNA-binding transcription factor activity, RNA polymerase II-specific; RNA polymerase II cis-regulatory region sequence-specific DNA binding
Source: RefSeq, a predicted model, not a curated record